Molecule: messenger RNA, 1715 nt
Organism: Pocillopora verrucosa
Lineage: Eukaryota; Metazoa; Cnidaria; Anthozoa; Scleractinia; Pocilloporidae
Source: RefSeq, a predicted model, not a curated record
GACACGCAACUCCAUGUCGCAACUCUAGGUCGAAAGCUUCCUAAACGAAAGUAACAACAUUAAUUUCAACUGAUAGUUCAGAGGCAGAAACAAAACUAUGAGUAAACCAGAUCUAGGAGAUAACGAUCAUCAACAUAAUCAAGUCUUAACAGACGCUGAGAGCCAUAUUAAACAAGCUUGCGAGAUGUUACAACGAGAAGCAGUAAGACUUCGCCACGAGCAGAGAGCUAUCGACGCCAUGUCGAAGAAGUUGGAACAUGUUCACUUUUCUUCAACAAUACAGCUAAAUGUUGGCGGUCAUCGCUUCACCACAAGUCUCCAAACGCUGACCAAAGAUCCAAAUUCGAUGCUGGCUGCCAUGUUUUCCGGGAAGUUUGAGAUGAAGCCUGCUGAUGACGGCGCUUUCUUUAUCGACCGAGAUGGAACACACUUCCGGUUUAUACUUAAUUAUCUUCGUAGUGGGGAGUUGAUUUUACCAGAAGGUGCAACAUUUCUGAAAGAACUCAAAGCUGAAGCCAAGUUCUACCAGAUCCAAGGGAUAUUGGACGAGUUGGUGCCUAAAGCUUCGCAGAAUUUCGAAGAAUCAGUAAUUCUGACGACUGAAGAGCACCGAAGCGUGCUGAGCGGUUGGUUGCCUCAACAAUACGGCAAAUGGCAGCUUCUGAUGCGAGCUUCUCAAGAUGGCUUUCAAGCUCAAACCUUCCAUUCCAAAUGUGACAACAAAGGGCCCACUGUCACCAUCGUGAAGAGCGGAAACAACAUUUUCGGUGGAUUCACUGAAAUAUCGUGGAGCAGUCAGGGUAGCUGGGUGCGCUGCUCACAGUCUUUCCUAUUCAGCAUGAUGAAUCCGCAAGGAGUGGCUCCGAGUAAAAUGUCUCUUGUAAAAAAUCAGCAGAGAGCCAUUUUCUGUGAUAGCAGCUAUGGGCCAUCAUUUGGAGAAGGGCACGACCUACAUAUAUCAAAUAACGCAAACACAAGUGAUAAAAGUUGCAGUAAUCUCGGCCACACGUAUCAGCUUCCCACCGGACAGCACAGCACAUUCUUCACGGGAGCUCAAUAUUAUAAUGUGACGGACUACGAAGUCUUUGGAAUCUGCUAAUGACAACCGUCGCCAGCAGGUUAAACUUCACGAUGAUUUGAACCAUCUUCUCGGUUAUAACUUUUUCAAAAGCUUAACUUUUAUUUCCAUUUUCUACAUCGAAAUACGUUAUUUUCUUCUGCCUGCAACUAAAGCAAAUUACAAGAUUCCCGUAGAAACCCAUACUACACCAUCUGACUAUGUCUAUUGGGGAAAUAUUUUCGAGCAAAGUUCCACACUUCAUUAUACAUACUGUUCUUGGAUCAGAGAAAGCAAUGGCAAAACAGUAGAUCGCCUUUAAUUUGGGAUUAAAGCUUUGCAUUGUUUAAGAAUAGUAUUGGGUUAUACGGAAAGCUUUCCAGUUGUCUGGCUGACGGAAAAGAAGCCGUCACAAGCACUGAUAAAAAAGCUGUUCAACACUUUUACUUUUAGUAGAUUCCGGGAGCCCUUCUAGACAAUUCGAAUUCCUAAGGAAAUAAAUGUGUAGAAAAGCCGUAGACGAUCCAGUUAUCUAUAAACUUUUUUCAUUUGCGCACUCGUUUCACCGGUGGAAAAGAGGCGGAUGAAACAAAUCAAACAAAAAGUAGGAUUUGGUAGGUUGUUCUUUAUGGAACGUAAUAAAUAUACUGUUGACUUG